CUAAAACCCCUCCUUCACCCUUCGAAACCCACAGGCGCAAGAAGCACAUACUCUUCUAGGCCCUAUACCAUGUCUUCUACCCAUAAUGGCCAAACCCCAAAACCAUAUGUGGUCUUGUUUUAGACUGUUGUUUCUCUGAGAGUGCCUACCAGUGCGACGAUCCCAACCUCCGCUUUCUCCCUUGCUCCGCUCCGCUCCACCAGAUGGAGUUCGGCAACAACGACACAGAAGAGGUGGAAGCGAUCGCUUCUGGAGAUCGCGACGCUUCCAUGCGGCUCAACUGGCUGAUCAACCCAACCGGGUAUUCUAUACUCGCUGCAUGCGGUCCUCACGAGGAAGGCUUUGAGAGCGAGUUUGAGGGAGAGACUCGCGGCGCAGUGUCUCAUCUUCUCCUGAAGGCGUUGCAAGAGCGUGGCGGCCUUGGGAAGAGACUCCAGGACAUCUACGCCUACCUUCAAGCCAAGUUUAAAGACUAUAGCCGUGUCUUACAGCAGAACCCCGUGCUUUAUGGAAACAAACGCCAGGGCUUCUUCGGAUAUGCAAGCUCGGACACUACCACAGUAGCCGUCCCGAUCGUGAGGGGACCAGACAGUAGCCUCCAACUACAAGCCGGCCAGGCACAUGGCAUUUCUUGCGGCGACCGAUUCACGCUCUAUCCGGUAAGCGAAACAGAAAGCAACAACAACUCCGGCACGCGGGACGACAGACUUCUCGGCAGGGUCAUCGGAGUCAGCGCUCUCACGUCACAGCUUGAACAAGUGGACACGGCGGCACCUAACACCAGUCACGCCGAGACAAGGUGGCUCGCGAGGCCACUGACCCGCUGCUCUCUUCAGAGAUUUCCUAUCCAGCUCUCGCCUGAUAUCCUCCCUCGGGAAUCGUGGCUGACGGCCAUGAAAGAGCGGUCUCUUGGUAUUCACGGCGACUCGGACAGCGGCAGCACAGCAUCAUUCCGCGUCGAGUUGAAUAGCAAUAAGGAAUACGAAAUCCAAGACGAGUCCGGCCAAAAACUCGCCAAUCUGCCCCUUAUGCUACAAGGCGAGACAGAGGCCGGCUACUUCUGCGACGUCAUAGAACACCUGGCUAGGUUCGCACUGGUUAAGCAGCUUACCAGGCCUAGCAUGGAGGAGCCUGAAGAACGGGCGGCAGAGCCAUUCGCCACGUCUUUCAGCAUCCAGAUCGUCACCCGGUCCGGGACUGUUGUCGAUGCAGGGUGCCCUGUGCAGGUGCACCACAGCGAGAAACAAUGGACCUUUGAGCUGCGGGUCGAGAACAAAGGGGACAAGGCCCUGUACCUAUAUGUGUACGACAUGGAGCCUCUUUGGCAAGUAAAUGGCAUUGGCUUUGGGACGUAUCAAGUCGUUCCCCCGAGGGACGAUGAUCGAAGGUUCUCGGGAACCGUCAAGAAGAAGCUGAAGACAAUGAUCCCCGCUGAAAUGCUGGCUGAAGGGCACCGCCAGUGCGAGGACAUAAUCAAGGUGUUUGUCACAUCCCAGCCAACGUCAUUUGAUACAUUGGAGCUGCCAAUUAUUGGUGGAGUCGCCCCAGAAAAAAAGACAUCGUCGAGGAUUAGUUAGGUUGGCGAUGAUUCUCUGGCCCAGUGGGCUGCGCUGAGUUUCCCCACUUACACAUCCUUCAAGUAGUCUCGGAUACUGAGAGGUGGACUAAUUCGCUCGAAGGGAGACAAUAAUUUCCAGGGUUCUAAGAGACCCUUGUUCGCUACCAUUUA
Lasiosphaeria miniovina is the source of this 1729-nucleotide messenger RNA. RefSeq lists its product as uncharacterized. The coding region runs from base 204 to 1577 and encodes 457 amino acids. The transcript has 2 exons. The record is from RefSeq and is a predicted model, not a curated record. Lineage: Eukaryota; Fungi; Ascomycota; Sordariomycetes; Sordariales; Lasiosphaeriaceae.